Messenger RNA from Staurois parvus, 663 nucleotides. NCBI's taxonomy places the organism in Eukaryota, Metazoa, Chordata, Amphibia, Anura, Ranidae. The record is from the annotation of a GenBank genome assembly.
AUGGCAUCUACUGAUGGUGUCACCAGGCUGGAGAGGUGGGCACCCACCACACUGCUCUGCCUGCUCCUUAUUAGUCAGGUGGGACUGUCUGUGGCUCACCAGGUGAACACAUGUGAAGCGAAUGGUAGUGUGUACUAUGUUGGCGAGUGGUAUUUUCUGGACUCGGACCAUUGCACACAGUGUGAGUGUACCUCAGAGGGGCCAGCCUGUGCCAGGACAGAGUGCACCGCUCUACCACCGGCCUGCAUGCAUGUCAGUCACUACCCCACCGACUGCUGCCCCCGCUGCGAGAAGAUUGGCUGUGAGUACAGAGGAGAGGUCUACGAGCUGGGCGAACACUUCCAGCCCUCGGAGUGUGAGCAGUGCACCUGUGACAUCGAUGGCAUCGCCCGCUGCCUUGUGGCCGACUGCGCCCCCCCACCAUGUGUGAACCCCGUCUACGAGAAGGGGGAGUGCUGUCCUCGCUGCAAAGAUGGUCCGAACUGCUAUGCGGACGCCACCCAAAGGCGGGUCAUCCCGGCGGGGCAGUACAUCUGGGUGGACUCCUGCACCAAGUGCCGCUGCCACGACGGGCAGGAUGUGGGCUACUGGGAAGGGAACCGCCUGGCCAAGUGUGAGAAGACCAAGAACUGCCACACACAGGAGGGCCAGGAGAACUCAUAG